Messenger RNA from Suillus subaureus, 1407 nucleotides. RefSeq lists its product as uncharacterized. The transcript is spliced from 6 exons. The record is from RefSeq and is a predicted model, not a curated record. Lineage: Eukaryota; Fungi; Basidiomycota; Agaricomycetes; Boletales; Suillaceae. Bases 104 to 1225 code for a protein of 373 amino acids. Gene Ontology annotation, biological process: autophagosome assembly. Gene Ontology annotation, cellular component: phagophore assembly site.
GUGACUUCGUCGCGUCCAUCAGCGAGCGCGUAUAAGAGGGCACUGUUCUCAGCGACGAUCUCCUAUUAGUGGGACUAAUCAGCAUCUUUCAAAUAGAUACGAUAUGCCACAGCAGCCACGCAUUCGUGUUGUUGUGCAGCUUCCUUACAACCGUCCUGAUAACCCACUUCCCGAUCCUCCCCAUAUUGAAUGGAAUGCAGAGAAGGCUAAUGUUUUAUGGGAGGUUAUCGCACUUUCUCGGACGAGCGAUAACGGUGGCACAGAUUGGAAAGGUCUCGCAGCACAUCUGGAAGUGCCACUUCCGUAUCUACUUUAUCGUGCACAGGCUCGAUACGAAGAUGAUCUCCGAGGACUGCAAGGCUUCCACGCUGGGAACCAGCCCGCCACCAAGUCCACAGAGGUAACACCUGUCCUCCCAGACCGUCCCCUCUCCAUUAAGAUUCCUGCUGCACGCUUCAACUCCAUCAAUAGCGCCCGUAGGCUUUCUACUUCCAGAUUAGCAACGCCUCUUGGCGUCCGUGCACGGCUCAACUCCCUCACCCAACACAACUCUGUCCAAUCACCUGCCAAAUGCAAGAAAACAUCAUCCUCGUCAACGUCUACUCUUCAGGGAACUCAAGUCAAGAGACCCCUGCGCCUACCCUCUCCGUUCUCAUCUGACGAGAGCGAUUCCGAGGAUGAGCAGGCUGCGAAGGAAGAAGAAGCAGACCGUGCGGCAGAGGAAGAAGAAGCCUUGUCACGCAAACUUGCAAGCCUGAAGCGUAUGAUGACGAGCGAGGCUUUGGCCUUGUUAGCUCGCCACUAUCCCCUGAGAAAGGCAAAGCGCGAGAUAGCUUUAAACAUGAAGAACGGAACCGCGAUCAUAGCGCAUCUGUAUCAAGUGCAUCUUCUCCGCAGGGUUCAAUCCCUUCGAUCCCGUCCCCGCCGCCAGAGUCUCAAUCUCCGAUGGCCCGGCAUCUCUCUACGAGCAAGUCGAGCAGCCCCCCAACAGUGUCGACGCGGAACGCACGGGGGCAGCCAGCAUAUGCGUUAUGGACCACUUGCAGGGCUUAGUGAGCAGAGAGCAGUCAUGGGAGCUCUGCCUCGAGCUUUAGCUGAUAUAAGUGAAGCAAGCUUUUCGGCGUCAGCCUUGGAGAGCGCGCUGAUGUCAAAUGUCCCUGCAGGAGCGGGGUCUCGUCUGUCUGCAAUUGCAAGGAGCAGGUUUGUACGUGGGGUGCGGUUGUAGCAUGCCCCCUUAGACAGUCAUCUGACUGGUUUAUUAUUCUUUUCUAUCGAUGAGCUUUCUUCAAAGGAAUCUGUAUCACUAUCAUUCUUAUCAUAAGUCGUUUCCUAAUUUUAUCAACUUAACCUAGGUUUGACACAUCAGACUGAUGCCGUCCCGUGUUCUUAUUUUUGCUUCCACAUCAU